ACUUGACCAAAAUAUUUUGUUUCAGAUAUUGACAACAACGGAUUUUUAGAUCAAAAUGAUUUUCUCUGUAUGGCAGUUAGAGCCUGUGUUGUGGAAGGAAAAGGAGAUUGCAGUGCUGCUCGUUUGGAUGACUAUAAAAAAUUAAUGAAGAAUUUGUGGGAAGAGAUAUCUGCAAUUGCUGAUGAUGAUAAGGAUGGAAAAAUUUCAAAUCAGGAAUUCAAAGAUGCUGUUAAAAAAACCUGCGUGGGAAAAAAAUAUGAAGAAUUUCCACAGGCUAUGCGAGCAUUCAUUGAAUCCAAUUUCAAAUUGUUGGAUAUUGACAAUGAUGGGAUCGUUGGAAUUAAGGAAUACCGAUACAACUGCAUUACAAGGGUAGCUAUUGAUGAUAUUGCUCCCAUUGAUAAAGCGUUUGAGACUCUAUUAAAUGAUGACGAUAAAAAACGUGGAGGUCUUUCACUGGACCGUUACAAAGAGCUCUAUGGCCAAUUUCUUGGAAAUACAGCUGAUAAUCACUCAGCAGUAAAUCUGUUUGGGCCUUUAUAACUAUAUAAAUUAUUAUUGUCUUCGCUGUUGUUCAACUACUAAUUUUUUUUUAAGAUUAACGUGUAAUUACUAUGACUAUGCUUAGCUAGGUUAAAUGCAUUCAAAUCAUUUGUGUAGAAUCGUCAGAUGAACAGUUCGUUAUCUCUAAAGGUUUUUAUAGUUAGAAUAGAUAUUUGCUCUCCGAAGUUAACUCAGCAUAACUUUUAAUUUUCUCUCAGAUGAAAGCUACU
Messenger RNA from Drosophila navojoa, 773 nucleotides. It is a transcript of the gene Scp1, whose product is annotated as Sarcoplasmic calcium-binding protein 1. The record is from RefSeq and is a predicted model, not a curated record. NCBI's taxonomy places the organism in Eukaryota, Metazoa, Arthropoda, Insecta, Diptera, Drosophilidae. Gene Ontology annotation, molecular function: calcium ion binding.